AUGGCAGGCGAAGGUCUCGACGAUGAGCUGCUUGCGCUCGCCGGCGAAUCCGGUCGCAAGCAGAUCGACCUCUCCUCGGACGACGAAGAUCGCGUCGUACGCACCGGUUCCAAGCGCGAAUCCAAACCCUCCACCACUUCCUCGUCUUCCCUCGCCAAGAAGCGUCGUCUCGAUCUCCUCGAUGAAUCCGCCUCCGGCUCCGACGCCGACGCACCCGGUUCCUCCGACGACGACUCCGACGCCGACGCUCGUCGCGAUCCCUACCCGUACCAGCAGAUCUACAAGAACGCAAAGGACAUGCAGGACCUCAUGUCCAUGAACGAGUUGGACCGCGAAGAUAUCCUCGCCAGAAGAAGGGACGAGAUCAACAAGAGGAGGCAAAAGUUCGAGCUCGCCGCUCUCGUGAAAGCUCAAAAGGCCGCUGCCGGUGCCACGCGGAAGCAGCAGCCGAAAAAGAGGGUGGUGCGAGGUGGUGCACGUGGUGCAGGCAGAGACGACUCGCUGAGCGAGAGCGACGACGACGACGACAGGGAUCAAGAAGAGGAGGAUGGCGAUAGCGACUUUUUGUACGGCAAGAGUGGAGCGGCUACAGCGGCAAAAAGUAGGAAGAAGAAGUUGCCGGGACAGACGGAUGCUAAGAGUGCAAAGUUGAGCGAACUCAGGAAGAAGAGGAAGGAGAAAGCCGCGGGAAUCUCGACCAGGUACGAAUCGGACGAUGAAGCAGCUACUACCACAAAGACCAAAGGUCGAAGGGGCUAUGCGUCGGACUCUGCCUCCGAGGUGUCAUACUCCGACUACUCGGAUGAGGAAGACCACCCGCGUCGCGGGGGCAAGACCGCCCUAUCCUCCAUCAAAUCCGAUCCUCGCGAUUCGUCCGAACCUCCUCCGCUGGCGGACCUCAACGCGGCGCGCAUCACCCGCGAUCAGAUCGAAUCGCGGCUCUACGCCCCGCGCUGGCGCGACGUGCUCACGGGCUCCUUCAUCCGCUUCUCCUGGGGCACCCGUCCCUCGGAAUCCAACCCCUCCCGAACAGAAACCGUCUACCGCAUCCACCAGAUCACCGACAUCCUCGAAAAACCCGGCAAGUUCUACGACCUCUCCUCCGACCGUUCCGGCAAGUGGUGCAACGUCUACCUCGUCUUCGAACAUGCGGGCAACGAACACGAGGCCAAGAUCAACAUGCUCUCCAGGGGCGAAUUCACCGAAUCCGAACGAGAUCGUUGGAUCGCCUUUGUCAAUUCUUCUUCAAAAUCGUCCCGGGUUCCAAGGAAAGCUGCGGUGGGUAGGAAAGCGGACGAGUUGGAAAAGUUUUUCACGUCUCCAUUGACGGAGGCGGAUAUUGGGAAGAUGUUGGAGACGAAGAAGCGGUUGAGGUUGGAAGCGAUCAGCGUGAUGGGUGGGAGUGCGGUGUUGGGUGCUACGGCUGGGUUUGAUUCUCCCAAGACGCCGGGCGGUGCUACGCCAACGAUGAAAGCUGGGCUGGACGGUGUGGGAGCGGAGGCGAAGACGUUGGAGGCUAGGUUGGCAGAGGUGAACGUCAGGAAUAGAGCACUGGAUAAGAGCAAACAGAGCGACGUCGAGAGGAAAGCGAGGAACACCAAGAUCGCUGCGUUGCAGGCUGAGAGAGCCAAACAGCGCAAGGAGGAGGAGCAGAAACAGCAGCAGGGAGCAGCGAAUGGUGAGGGUGAGGGUGGAGUCGAGUUGACCAAUGCAAAGGUGGGAGAGAGUGGGAUGGGAAAUGGUUUCGUGGCGGUCAAGAACUACUCGACGCUGGUGGAGGUGGAUCUGGGCGAUUUCUAA
Molecule: messenger RNA, 1800 nt
Organism: Pseudozyma hubeiensis SY62
Lineage: Eukaryota; Fungi; Basidiomycota; Ustilaginomycetes; Ustilaginales; Ustilaginaceae
Exons: 1
Coding region: 1-1800 (599 amino acids)
Molecular function (GO): DNA binding
Source: RefSeq, a predicted model, not a curated record